Plasmodium gallinaceum is the source of this 450-nucleotide messenger RNA. RefSeq names its product conserved Plasmodium protein, unknown function. Lineage: Eukaryota; Apicomplexa; Aconoidasida; Haemosporida; Plasmodiidae. The coding region runs from base 1 to 450 and encodes 149 amino acids. The transcript is spliced from 2 exons. The record is from RefSeq and is a predicted model, not a curated record.
AUGAGUGAAAGAGAUGGGGAAAUUCAUAAGGAAUAUAAGGAGGAAAAUAUAUUAGAUGAUAAAGAAAAAGAGUUUAGAGGUAACCAAAAUGAACUAAAUGAAAAUGAUACUAAAAAUAAAAGUGACAGAACUUAUAUAGAUCCUAAAAUGUAUAAUAAAUUCAAGAAUGAUGGUUCUUUUUUAGAACAGGUAUUAGCACUACAAAAAGAAAAAAAAGUAAGAAAAUCAAAAACAUCAGAAAACUCAGAACCAAAAAAAAAAAAAACAAAAAAAAAGGAUGUGGAAGAAAAAAAGGAAAAAUCAUUAGAUUCUAAUGUGAAGGACGAACAAGAUGAUGUUGAAGAUGAAAGAGAAACACAAAUUAAAAAUGAAUAUAUUGAAAAAAUAAAUAAAAUGAAGGAACAAGGAUUUUUCACUGAUAAGGGAAUAGGAGCAGGAUUAGUUAAAUAA